Molecule: messenger RNA, 3500 nt
Organism: Trichoplusia ni (cabbage looper)
Lineage: Eukaryota; Metazoa; Arthropoda; Insecta; Lepidoptera; Noctuidae
Gene: MET1
Product: aryl hydrocarbon receptor nuclear translocator-like protein 1
Exons: 1
Coding region: 336-1916 (526 amino acids)
Biological process (GO): regulation of transcription by RNA polymerase II
Cellular component (GO): aryl hydrocarbon receptor complex; nucleus; transcription regulator complex
Molecular function (GO): RNA polymerase II cis-regulatory region sequence-specific DNA binding; DNA-binding transcription factor activity, RNA polymerase II-specific; protein dimerization activity
Source: RefSeq, a predicted model, not a curated record
UUGCUUUGAUAAUAAUCGGCGCGUUCUUUUCUAGUGGACAGACACAGGCAGGCAGAAUCAUACAGAUUAGUCGAUUCGGUUACUCCAAGCCCAGUUGUAGCAUGCACAGUGUGAACUCAGCUAAAUAAGCACUUUGGAUUCUGUGUAUUGUGAAAAAGGACUUGUUUGUUGUGAUGUGACAGUGUAUUAUUAUAAAAGUAUUGUAAUUGCAAUCCGAUAACAUAGGCAGCAUGUUUUUAUAUGUAUAUUUACGGUUUCACUAUCUACGUAAGGUUAUUGGAUUGUAAUGAUACCAACAAGGACGUAGUUUGUGAGCAGCAGUAUCGGUCGGCGAUAUGACGUCUUCAGGCGGAGCGAGUACGCAUCUUGGAAUGCAUUCAGCUAUGGCUAGCCAGUUAGGACUUGCAAGCCCUACGACGGAGUUUGGGUUGACGGUGGGUGUGCCAGCGCCAGUUAUGGGCCAUGACAUGCAAGCUCCUAACAGCGGUGAUUCCUCUUCCGAUUCACACUCACCAGGUAUGCCUACCGCAAAAGCAAGUGAUCGGGAGUCUCGUAUUAUAGCUGAGAAGCAACGACGGAGCCAAUAUAAUUCCCAAAUAAGUCUAAUUAUGUCGUUGUUGUCGGAUAUAGUGCACUCGCAACGCAAAGUAGAUAAGACGAGUGUGUUAAGACUCGCCGCUAACAAGCUCCGUAACGAGCAUGUGUUUGGUAACACAAUCAAAUGUGGCCACUUGGAGACUUGGUCAUCAUCGUUUUUGAAGUUUUUCGACCUGUUUGGUGGCAUUAUGUUCGGUGUAACAUGCCGUGGUCGUUUGUUUAUUGUAUCUCCUAAUGUCCAAGAAAAGUUGGGAUACUGUCAUAUUGAUUUACUUGGGCAAGACAUGUAUAAUUACAUACAUCCAGAUGAUAAAGAAAUCCUUCGCCAUCAUAUUUAUCCUCAAGAAUUACAAACAAGUUGUGAUAGCCGGCUUUUUGAACAUCAUCACAACUUUCAUGUUCGUAUUACAAGAGCAGGGGCCCGUUCUGAUCCUGCAAGGUACGAGAGAUGCCGUAUUGAUGGCAUAUUAAGGCGCUCUGAUAAAGCUACUUCUAAUGGUGUACAAGAUGAACAGAUUAUAAGACGACAAAGAGUUCGGACCAACAGAACCUUUUCUUCAAGUGGUAAUGAUGUGGUUUUUAUUGGUAUGAUCCAUGUAUUAUCCAGUGCCAUGCCAGCACGUAUCUUACCACCAACAGCCUAUUCUGAAUAUUGGACGAGGCAUUUGAUAGAUGGGCGUAUAGUGCAGUGUGACCUAAGCAUCUCAUUAGCCAUAGGUUACAUGACUGAAGAAGUUACGGGAACCUCGGCAUUUGUAUUUAUGCACAAAGAUGAUGUUCGCUGGGUUAUAUGUGUUCUGCGACAAAUGUAUGAUGAGAGCCGAGAAUUUGGUGAGUCUUACUACAGGCUGAUGUCACGCUCUGGACACUUUAUAUACAUGAGGACAAGAGGAUUCCUGGAAAUUGAUAGAAAAACUAAAAAGGUCCAAAGUUUUGUUUGUGUUAACAGUGUUAUUGGAGAGGAUUAUGGACUUAGAAUGAUGGAAGAAAUGAAAAGGAAAUAUUCUGUCAUUAUUGAUGUAGAGAAACAGCAGAAUGAGAUUGCAGCCACUGAUGAUGCUCCAGUAGAGCAUCCAAAGCGCUUAGAGCGCAUUGUCAUGCAUCUUGUUGAGCCAUCAGUCAAUGAAAAUAUUGAUGAGCUGAAACUUGUGCCACCUUCUAAAGAAAAUAUAAUUUCUGCAAUUCAGAACAGUGAAAAGGUUGUUCAAGAAACUGGAGUACGAUUUGACUCUAGGAAGAGGAGAAAAAUUGACUGUGAUGACAGCAGUGAAUAUUUGAAAAGACACAGUGGACUUCAAGAUGUUAAUGUUGAUCUGUAGAUUGUGAAUAACUUUGUGAUGUCUGUUCCUAAGAUGAUUAGUUAAGUUUUCAAAAUGGUUAUUAUUUACGUAAGUAGAUGGUAUAGCUGACCAAAUGUUCAAUGUGGAACAUUAUUAUUGUUGUUUUAUUGAUAGUGAUAAUUGAAGCCUGCAAGCUGUCGACUAUUACAUACAAUAAAAGAAAAGAAAGACUGUACAGUACCUAACCAGGCAAGUUGACAUGAUAUUGAUAUUGAUCCAGGUAAAUAUUUCACUUCAUAUUGAAAUGUAUAAAUGUCAAAUUUACUGCUGAAGUAACACACAUAAUUAUGAUAUUAUAUAAAAAAACUCAUUACCACACCAUUCUUUUGAGGUGCGACCUGCAUCCUUGAAUUGAAACAAAACACACAAAAUGCAGCUGGUUUACCUUGUACUUAAAUAAAAUAAUAAAUUACAUAUUGUACCAAAAACUUUCAAUUAAAUAAAUAUUAAAACUCCUUGUUAGAUAAAUGAAUACGAAAUUUCUGUCCAUGUAAAACAGACUAAGGCCAAUUCGAAUUUGCUCAAAUUUUAACAUUCAUCAAAAUUAGGUAUGUUUGUAUGGAGUAAUGAUGAAUAAGAUCUCGGAGGGACCAUGUCAGGAUGAAGCUCAAUUGUUACUUGUUAAAAAUAUUAGGGCUACGACAUAAAUGCCAGUGACGCCAUGUCUUAUGCAGAAUUUUUUACUAUUGCCAACCAUAGGAAUUAUGAUACCAAUUAAUAUAAUACUGAAAUGUAGAUAUUACUAGUGUUACUUCAAAAAAUAAGCGUUUAAACCACCUUUAUGUUGUCAAAAUUUACGUAUUGUUACAUGGUGGCAUAUUUUUUAUUUCGUUGGCGGAGCGUCUUUUCUAAUUCUGCCGUUUUUCCUAUUAUUCAUAUUUGUUUCUUUUUCAAUCGUCAAUUUAAAUAUUUUUGAACGUCGGAAUUGCAUAUCGAUUAGAAUUAACUACAUGGCAAAACUUCGGUAUAUGGCCGGACUAGAAAAUAGCUGUUAACUCAUUAGAAUAUCAGAAUAUUACAAGCUAAAAUAUUGUAAAAGUGGUUUGACCAGGCUCUAUUUUAAUCGCUAUGUCCGUUACGUUGGUAAUUCCAAUGAGUGGUCAUAUUCAUGUUUACCUCGGAAAUACUACUAAAUCUAUUGAUUCGCUAAAGCGGCCAUCGCCCUUUAUCUUUAUACAUAUUGACAUGGCAACUAACUGUACCUUGCGGCGAGUUCUUUUGUACUAUUCAAUCAAUUAGAAGAUGAAAAGAAAAACCUUAGCGAAUACAGUAUAACCUACUAAAUUAUUGCUUGUACAAUGGAUUUACUUUUAGUCCUAUGAAUGUAAAAUAUUUUUGUCAACCGAGCUAUACUUGGGAGAGAAGAAACAAAGAUGUUUUAUUUCAUUCAGUUAUUCUAUCCUUUUCAUAAAACAUUAUUGUAUUUGGUACUGAAAAUAGCCCUAGAGCAGCAGUUUUUGUAGGCAAACCCGGCGGGGAAAAUGAUACAAUAAUAUUACUCUAAUCUUUAAAUAUUUCCAUGUAUAUAACUUUAAUAAAGUAGAUCUUUAGAAUAGACCGCAA